Molecule: messenger RNA, 477 nt
Organism: Galendromus occidentalis (western predatory mite)
Lineage: Eukaryota; Metazoa; Arthropoda; Arachnida; Mesostigmata; Phytoseiidae
Gene: ND-13B
Product: NADH dehydrogenase (ubiquinone) subunit ND-13B
Exons: 4
Coding region: 38-385 (115 amino acids)
Biological process (GO): respiratory electron transport chain
Cellular component (GO): respiratory chain complex I
Source: RefSeq, a predicted model, not a curated record
UCCUGGCCCAGAGAGAUUCGGCAACAAAACACAGAACAUGGCUGGUGUCCUCAAGAAGACGACGGGCCUCACCGGCUUGAAAGUUGAACCCCGUCCUCAUAAGAUACUGACUGCUCUGUACAAUCGUAUAUUGCUGUCGCUAGAGAGCGCCCCGAAGGAGGCCGCUUACCGGCAGCAUACCGAGGCCUUAAUCAAGCGAAACUUGGAGUAUGUCCUCACGGUGAAAGACAUCGGUAAACUGGAGGAGAAGUUGGGAUACCAAGUGGAGGAGAGCAUCAAACUGGCCGAGAACGAAUUGAUGCUCGCCCGGCGAAUGGCACAAUGGAAGCCCUGGCUGCCCCUGGAGACGAAACCCUCCGCCGAUCAGUGGAAGUGGCCCCUGUAGUGUAAUGCGUUUCCUCUCAAUGUUGUUUUGUCGCGAAGUAAAGUAGCUGCCGAAAUGUUAAUAAAUUUCUUCGAGGCAAGGUCCUCAGAUGA